AUGCGGCAGGCCGAACAAGACAUUGUGAAUAUUCCCACUGACACUGAUGCAGCCGCACAGACGGCUGCCGCACAAAGAGAUGAAGACCUGGCCCAUAGGACUCAGGAGGCAGAUAGAAUGACUGCCAUGCAAGUAACCAUCGACAACAUGACUAAUCAGGUCAAUGUUGUCAACGCUGCCUUACAGGGCCUACUCCGAGGAGGGGGAAAUCCUAUUGGGGGCGCGGCAAACAUUGCCGCGGCACCCCAGAAACUCAAGAUUCCUGAACCAAAGCCCUAUCAGGGUGCUCGAAACGCCAAAGAAGUGGAAAAUUUAAUCUUUGACAUCGAGCAGUACUUCGACGCUGUGGGAGAAUUGGAGGAGCCCAAGAAGGUAGCAACUUCUGCCAUGUAUUUACAAGGCGACGCCAAACUCUGGUGGCGUGUGAAAUAUGAAGCUAUCAAGGCAGGUGAGGAUGCUCUUGAGACAUGGGAAGAACUAAAAGCAGCAAUUUGUUUACAGUUCUUCCCCGAGAACGUCGAGUAUAAUGCACGGAGGAAACUUCGGGAACUCAGGCAAACGAAGUCAGUCCGAGAUUAUGUCCGCGAGUUCUCUGCACUCAUGUUGAACAUAAGGGACAUGGGCGACAAGGACAAGCUUUUCACGUUCAUGGAAGGUUUGAAACCCUAUGCCCGUAUGGAAAUACAAAGACAAAGGGUGGAUUCCUUGCCCAAAGCUAUCCAAGAUGCGGAAUGCCUCAGUGACUACCAAGUGGAUGCUCGAAAGGAUAGACCUCAACCACCAGCCCGUGGGGGAUUCAAAGGGGGCCAAUCCUACAAUGCUGGCCCCAGCCGAAGUGGGGGAGAUCGUAGUGUGACCAAAUCUAAAGGUUCCUCCUCAGGCAGCAAUAGUGCUGCAUCUCAUAAUAAUGAUCGGGGGCGGAAGCCCCCCUCAGGAUGUCGUCAUUGCGGCGGACCACAUUGGAACAAUGAAUGCCCACAGGCACAGAUGAAUGCCCAUCAAAUUCUAGAUGAUGGGACGGACGAUGAUGAGGAUGAUGCGGAUCAGACAGAACCAAUAGGUGCCUUCAAUGCACUUGUUUGUUCCAUUUCCAACGCUGUAGAGGGCACCAGGGUCGGCAUAUGCAAAAAGAAAGAGCCAAGCUCGACUGCCAAGAGGGGAAAGACAAAGGCAGGCAACGAGCCUCCUCCCAGCAAGGAGAAGACCCUGAUGUUUGUCGACUUGAGAGUAAAUGGCAAACCUAUUAAGGCCAUGAUAGACACAGGUGCUAUGCACAAUUAUCUGGCCACCACAGAAGUAGAACGCCUUGGUCUAGUUGUUAGAAAGGGUAAAGGUCGUGUCAAAGCUAUCAACUCACCGCCCCAAUUGGUGGGUGGGAUAGCCAAAGGAGUGCCGGUAAAGAUGGGUCCUUAUGAAGGCAAGUUCGACCUUCGGGUAGUGAUCAUUGAUGACUUCGACUUGAUAGUGGGGUUGGAAUUCAUGAGACAAACUAACAUCAUUCCCAUACCCUACGCGGAUGUGCUUCUGAUGAUGGGAGCAAACGGGGCCAAACCCUGCAUUGUCCCAUGCACAACCAUAAAGAUGGCUUCAGGAAACAUCUCUGCAUUGCAGCUGAAGAAGAGGGUCCAUCGACAAGAACCCACGUUCCUAGCUACCCUUUGCAUUGAAGAGAUUGAGCGUUCUUCGGGUCCCAUUCCAAUGCCCGUGAAGGAGCUCAUGAAGGAAUUUGAGGAUGUCAUGCCGCAAGAUAUGUCGAAACGACUCCCGCCUAGGCGGACGGUCGAUCAUGAAAUUGCAUUAGUGCCGGGCGCGAAGCCACCUGCCCGGGCACCCUACAGAAUGUCACAACCCGAACUCACCGAGUUUCGGAGACAGUUGACGGAGAUGCUGGACACGGGGAUCAUCGUGCCCUCCAAGUCUCCUUAUGGGUCACCUGUACUAUUCCAAAAGAAACACGAUGGCACCCUAAGGCUUUGUGUUGACUAUAGGGCCCUCAACAAGAUCACCGUGAAGAACAAGUACCCCAUACCACUGAUGGCGGACUCGUUUGACAGACUGGGCGGUGCCACAGUGUUCACCAAAAUAGACCUGAAAACAUGUUAUUGGCAAGUCCGCAUUGCGGAAGGAGACGAGUCCAAGACGACAUGUGUGACAAGAUAUGGCUCGUUCGACUUCCUGGUCAUGCCGUUCAGUCUGACCAAUGCUCCAGCCACGUUUUGCACUCUAAUGAACCAGGUCUUUCGAGAAUACAUUGAUGAAUUUGUGGUGGUAUACCUGGACGACAUUGUGGUGUACAGCAAAACGUUAGGCGAACACCUGGAGCACCUAAGGAAAGUCCUAGCUCGGUUGCGGGAGCAUGGAUUGUACGUAAAGCUAUCCAAAUGCUCCUUUGCUCAGAAAUAG
This is a messenger RNA of Lycium barbarum (goji berry), 2403 nucleotides long. RefSeq lists its product as uncharacterized. The transcript has a single exon. The record is from RefSeq and is a predicted model, not a curated record. The coding region runs from base 1 to 2403 and encodes 800 amino acids. NCBI's taxonomy places the organism in Eukaryota, Viridiplantae, Streptophyta, Magnoliopsida, Solanales, Solanaceae.